AUGCAAGAACUCAAUCCCGAGAACUUUGCCGGUAACGCUAGUAGCAUUUGGAAGAUGCUUGAUGAACUGGCUGAGUCUGAUCCAAAGGGAUACGAAAAAUUUAUCAAAGAACAAAUGGAAGUUGGCAAAGGUCUGACAAGUCGUCCAAAGUGCCGAUGUGUCUACAAAUAUACUCUCAAGGUACACUUAUUUUAAGCUUAUUACUUUUAAAGGAUGGAGGAAACAUUUUCGUAAACAUGUGCGAAUGGGAAUAUAUGAACAUGCCGAAGUCAGAAACAGAUGCCAUUCCCAUGUUUUGCGGGGACACGUACCUCGUUGAAAACGGUGCGUACUUUAGCUCUGUCCUACAGGGGGUUAAGAUCCUUUGUUUUUUUCUUAUGAGGUGCGGUCUACAAUUCACGUUGUUGUUUCCCUUAUGAGAAUUGGCCAUAUUUUGUACUAUGGCCGCGUAGAGGUAAAAUUCUUUAUCUUUACGAGACCGCAGUCGGAAUUCCGGACGUUCGCACUAAUGCUUGAGCAAAAACUUACUAUUUCCAAAGUGCAUGCGGGGCCCUCUUUCAUUCCAUAGACGGACGAUGGUCGUUUGGAAUUUCAAAUGACGAGUAUCUCUAGCAUUCAUACCAUCUUGAGUAAAACUCGAGUCCUCCGCUAUCUAAGCACUAGCAGGUACCAUUUUUGCAGCAACUUUGUUUUCGCUAGCGUCCAACAUAUUUAUAUUUCAUAUCGGAUCGACAUAAAGUAACUUGUCUGUAAAGAGGUAAAUUCAAAUUAUGCGACUAUGUCGACCACCGAUUCGAUUGUCUCCUGCUCAUUUCGAUCCUAGAUAAGACAAGUUAUAGAGCAGAAAUGAAAUACCUGUACAAACUGUUCUCCCAAAAUGGGUACCCGCAUGACUUUAUACGUCAAUGCAUGAGGCACCAGCAACUCAAGGAAAAAGGUAUUUCCAAUGCUGCGGACGCUCAGGCGCCAAAACUAACCACAUGGCGAACUCUCCCAUACGUCAAGAAUGUAUCUGAAUUAGUCGAAAGACAAUUGAAAAAGUACCAGAUACACGUAGCACACCAGCCGACAACUACCUUACGCACACAGCUUGUACACCCUAAGGACAGGGUUGGCUAUCUGGAAAGAAAAGGUGUUGUCUAUAAAAUCCCAUGUUCUAGUUGUGAUGCCGUUUAUUGUGGCCAAACUGGGAAAUCUGUCUCAACCCGUCUACAUGAGCAUCAGUUAGCGGUGAAGAGACGCGACCAUCUAUCCCAGGUGGCCAUGCACACACUGGACACUGGGCAUAAAUUCGCAUGGGAAAACACUCGCAUUGUUGGCGCCUGCCAAACAAGGAAAGGCCGCGAAUUCCUGGAGGCAAUGCACUCAGAUGAGGCAUGCAUCAACCGGCAUAUUGACUUAGAUGCCACAUACAAAAUCGUUAAGGACAGAUUCAAACUGAGUCAACCAAUCCCGAGAUGACGACCUUAACCAAUCAUGGAAUCCUUUUGCCAGACUCAGUCUAGAAGUUAAUUGUUUCUGCACGCCCGUUGUCUGAAGACGAGCUGGGGAACCAGUCUCGAAAAUUCACAAUAAAAAAUUUUGCCGUUUCCCAAAGAACUUCACCUUUCUUAUAAGACAAUAUGUAUGACGUUCUAACAACGAUCUUAACAAACUUUUGAACUACUUGGAAAUGCCAGUGGACUGAUAUGUGUGAUUUCUUCAGUGCACAAUGAAUUAAGAAUCCAUACAAACCUCGACCACAUAUAGUCAAACAUGACGAUUAUCGGCUGAUUAUACCGCUGUCUAUAUUCCUCCCUAUCUCUGUGUGUUUCUUUAUCUCCUCUUUGUGUUUCAUGUCAUGUAGUUUUCGUAUCGCUCGGAAUUUAUAUGAUUUUAAGACGUCCUUUCGCGUUCUGUACCGCACUUACCCGUAAUAAUAUUGUAUUGGGUGGGCGGUAUUUCAACAGAUCUGUUCGAAUAUUACCAUCAUGUUUAUCGUCGAACGCACAGGCGACACUGCUUUGUUAGUCAAGUUCAGACUGAUAUGAUUUGAGUCUCAUUAUUAAAAAAAACGAUAUGAUGUCUUGUCAACCUUUGAAAACACUGUCCUGCGUUCUUCUCGGUGCUUGAUAUUCAUGGUUUUGUUUUUAUUUUCGAUAAUUUUAUCGAGUAGCACCGGAACCAAGCAAAUUGUAUGAUCAUGUGAUGAUAGGAGGGGCCAGUGAUCACUUAUGUAGGUAUUCCAUGGACCCUGUUGCGACGCAGUGUCUGCAUGACUCCAGUUAAGAAAAAAUAGGAUUUCAGCUUCUACACCUCCACAGAUCUCAUCUUGCUUGGUCUGUAGGUGAAACAUUACUCUUUUUAGCAUAACUGUGCUCCCUUACUUCGUCAGAGAAUAUCCCUUGUAAACGUAGUUUCAUGCAAUUGAUGUGUUUGGGCCACAUACGCUUUUGCUAUUUGUACUGAUAAGCAAUUCUGUGCUUACGAUACACUCCCUACAUCUUGCAUACACAAGGGGCUUUUUAUUUCAUGCUUGCAGUUCUGUGAGCUCAUUUUUGAGGUGAGUAAGUAUAGUUUGCAAGCGGAAUACAUUACGAUAAAUGGAAGCCAGAGCACUCUUAAGUGGCUCUAUCGUCUUCGAUUUUGUUUUGUAUCGCACCGCGACUUGCGUUCACAACGUCCAACAAUGCCUCAAAACACUUGAUAACUUCCAUACUUAUGCCUGAUUCUGGGGCCGAGCCCCGAAAGUGAUUUUCAAAACAUAGACUGUUUAUUGCAACUGAGGAAUAAGACCCACUCUUCGGCAGCUUUUUUUGCUGCAUGGAGUGCAGUGCCCGCAGCCGCGCAUCCGAGCGUUUACGACGCCGGUAAUUCUGUCUAUUUUGUGUCCACGUGGGCUCAUCCGCACUCCAGCUAGCAUUUCUUUGGCUUGUCAGCACACUGGUCCACGUAUUUGAGGAAACCGCUUGCAUGCAAAUAUUUAUCCUUUCCUGACUCAAUGUGAGUUCUUCUGGGCCAGCUAGUGGCCGUAACUUAUGGGGCAUACUUCAUGCACAAAAUAAACACGCCUUUCCCCCCACACCUUACCUCCAGGACUGGAAAAAGAAUUCCUAAGGCAUGGGGGGUGCUUAAUCGCGCGCAAGACCGUCGUGGUAUCUUACAACCCCAUUAAGAUUAACUUUUCGCGCCUAUUUUAGUGUCUACAGUGUGUGUGGCCCUUCACCCCGUUGUCUACCGACAGCACGGAUUUCCGCUUCAAGAUGAUUCUGCGAUUCCCUCCAAGCGAAUCGGCCCUAAAGCUGACGAGUUGAUGGCUCUCUGCCUGACCUUUCUUGAAAAAGAAAAAGCUAUCUGCACUAGGGAGUACGCGGACUUCGCCCGAACUGGCAACCUUCCCAAGUUGCGACCGGAGUGGUCCACGGAACCACAUGGUGGCGUGGAGAGCAUGUUCAAGUCGCUGCACUACAGGAACCUCAACUUUGCCGCACUGGCGCAGGAAGCCCUUUCGAGUUCCGGUCUGAUGGCUGGCAAAAAAGCGGCUGGCGAUAUGCAGCAGACAGCGUUUGAACCCAAGAUCUCCCUGACGGCUGACAAACCGAAAGAAACGCAGUCAAAGGGCAGACCUCUAAUAGAGGAAGUUGUCCACAAACCUCCACCGCCCUCCUGGAAGUUGGUAAAAAGUCCUGAGAACCCAACUCUCAAAUACUCAAUCAGUCUUCCUGCGAAUGUGACCCUCAAGGAUUGCGAAUUGGACAUAUCCUCGGUAAGGUCCCAUAUUUCACAGAAAUCGGCAGCUAAGGAACGAUUUAAGGGGUUCUGAUUCCAUAUUUCACUCAAAUUGACAUAAAAUAGAUACCAAGCACUCAGAUUGCGGUGACAAAAGUUUGUUUAGAGGUCGGUUCGUAUUGUAGUAGGUGCGGAGUUCUAGAUUAGUCGCACUUAAACGCAGUCGGUGUUGGGAGUCUAAACACACACCCGGAAUUAGGCAACCUGCGAAGUGAAUCUGCAGCAACUUUACAAAUAUGGGCAUUUAGGCAAGCGUUGAAAAAAAAAUAGAUGAUUUCGGACAAGUUUUGUUUUUGAGCAACUGAGGGAAGUGGUAGCAUAUUUUUUUCCAAAUUUUUCUUCAGACCAACCAACAAAGUUGUGUGUAGCUUCGUUAUAUGUGCCCUCUAAAUGGACCACGGUUGCUGACCACAGUUCAGGGUUUGUUAAAUCACUUUUGUAAUUCCCUGAAGGUUUUACUAAAAUGUUUGUCGUCCCUGUAUCUAAAGUUACUUUGGCCUACCACGCGAUCUUUUCAUCCGACUGACGGAUUCUGGGAGAUUUUCCAAAAAUUCCCCGUCUUUCACCUGCCAAGUUUUUUGGUGACCAAUGCCCGGUAAUCCAGGUGUUGAGGUUGGCACAUACUCCUGGGCAGAGCAUUUUCUAACGAAUCAGAUUCCAAACUGGGGUUGACUAUAUCUUUCAAGACCCACUGUCUUCACCAAAAUCAACAGAAACCGUCCGAAGUGUCUGUCGCGUGUUGUGGUCGGAUGCUUGCCCACAAUGUUUUAUUUUAAAUUCUGAGAGUAAGAACUUCAGUGGCGGAGAGAAGUCUUUCCUGAUCUCGGGUAAGUGUUGCGGCCAAAUCCUCUGAGGCCUGCGUAGGCUGCCUCUCAUCAGAAGACUGCUAGUUGAAGGGGGAGCGGGGUAUCAUGGGAUUUCAUUUGCGGCGUUGGGGUUGGUUCGUGCGUCUACAGGUAGGCCUUAAGCCUUUAAAACUGUCCAAACUGUAGGUCCCAGCAUCGAACUAUACAUUAGUGACUGCCGCUUCUGGACUCUCGAUCCUGAAUAAAACCAUGCUAUUGUUUCUAGUGGCUCCUCCAUAUUACCUGCCUAACAUUCGCACACUCAUUCAGCAUGAAGGUGUUGGGCGCUCCUCUGGAAAGGUCCAAUAAGUCCUUUUCAACGUAACUCUGACAGACAAAAUGAUCAUCCCAAUGCUUCUAGAGUUGAUUUUAAUAGUCUGGCUUUGUUCUUAUCCACUGCCGCACAUCUGUUCCUGUUAGUUUUCUUGUCAUUUCCAAAAAUGUAGGACGUCAAAUCCGUGCCUUUAUGCAGUAUUUUCGAGCAUGUUCUUAUGUAGUUAAUUGCUUUUCAACUGAAUGGUAUAUCGAAUCUCAGGUUAUCCAAACCUAGGUUUGAGCAUAAGUGGUUGACAACGGAUAAUAAGCCGAAAAUUGUCAUCCUAGCCUCCGUUAUUUAUCACUUUGCGACUGCUCUCGAGGGAUCUGGAUGUAAUCCCAAGGCGCACUGUAGGUUCAUGUUCCGUAACAGGAUCUUAAGACCUCUUUCAACGCUAGAAAGCGUAGCUUUUAUCCAUAGGCUUCCGAAUCGUCCUGUCAGAGCGUUGUGGGCUGUGAGAAUGAUAUCAAGACUCAGGAGUUAGCGGGCUCACCAGGACCUGAGCACUGUUCAGUCGAAGGUGAAAUGAAUUCGAUCUCCGAGAGCACGCAUUUGCUCGGCUGCGUUUUCGUAAUUUUUUAAAACUCGUCCCUGGGAAUAAAUGAUAGAGCGAAUCAAACCAAUGGCAUCAAGACCACUUCAUCCUAACAGCUGGUUGAAAUGCCCUCUGCAGCGUGCAGAUUAUUAGCCUGGUUUUUUUUAGUUGUUUCAGGGGAAGGACCGUUUGACAGUAGGCUUUUCAAUAGUCUCACGAGAGUGAACUUACUUCCAAUCCGAGGGCGUUUAUAAGCUGAUGCCUGUGUGUUCGCCCCUGGAGGGUUCAAACAAAAAUACCACCGAUGAUAUGGCAUGUUCUGCUGUACGUUAAGGACGUUUCAGUGACGACCGAGCGCAUCAUCGAUGGACUAGGUGUCGGAAUUACUCACCUGCCCAGAGCUACCAAGUGCAUCAGGGUCAUGAAAAUCAAUGGCUGAUUAAAUCUCAGGGAGCAGUUUAAAGUAGUAUAUCGUAGCUCAUGUUUAAACUGUCACUGUAAUAACACAGGUCGGAAUGAACGCACGCUCGGAGUGUGCAUACGCGUACGUAAGCUGGUUGGGUGAUAAAUUAUCGUAAGUAACCGUUCACACAUUCGAAAAGCGUCAUGAAUUUAACGUCGCAGUCGUCAAGAUAAUCGUCCACGCCGAAAGCAAGACAGGCUGAGGACCCAGUCGAUCGAUAUAUAGAUCUGGCACCGAGACACUGAGUCCUGCUCAGUCAUCUCCAGACCUACGCGACUAAUCACGGACUGGUUAAUGCCUCUUACAAAUGUCGUUCGUUAUUUUCCUGCUUUCGUCUUUGAUGGUGAACUCCUACACGAUUUCAAAGACUCGGAAUAAUAAAUAAAUUGUUUCAGUGCUUGAUCAGACUACUUCCCAAUUUGCAGUUUUUCCAGUUAGCGUCGUUGGUUUGAACUGAGGUCUGAUUCUGCUCAAAAGAACUGGGAAAUUGAUAACGUAUCAUCUAGUCAAAAUGACACGUGUGUUGUUUUACUUAGUAUCCAUUUACCACGACUGAGGAGGUUGCUAACUGAGCAUGCGCAAACUGAAAAUCUGACACAUUCUUUCUCCUCAUCAGAAAAAAAUCAUCAGUAUUUUCGGUGUUUUUUUUGCCUUCCACUCCAAGCAUGAAGGACAGCCGUACCCUGAUAAUAGCAAUGUGUGGUCUCUUCCUUCCUUUUAGACCAUGCUCUCUCUGAAGAUCAAAGGAACAGAGGAAUUUUCCGGCCCUUAUUCGGUGCAAUUUCCCGAGCCCGUUCCCCCCUCAAAGGCGAAAGCAAAACUGAAUAAGAAGAAAAACAUCUUGAACGUGCAUAUUCCUCUUGAAUAA
This is a messenger RNA of Spirometra erinaceieuropaei, 6795 nucleotides long. NCBI's taxonomy places the organism in Eukaryota, Metazoa, Platyhelminthes, Cestoda, Diphyllobothriidea, Diphyllobothriidae. The record is from the annotation of a GenBank genome assembly.